This is a messenger RNA of Fonsecaea erecta, 462 nucleotides long. RefSeq lists its product as hypothetical. Gene Ontology annotation, biological process: attachment of spindle microtubules to kinetochore; mitotic cell cycle. The transcript has a single exon. The record is from RefSeq and is a predicted model, not a curated record. NCBI's taxonomy places the organism in Eukaryota, Fungi, Ascomycota, Eurotiomycetes, Chaetothyriales, Herpotrichiellaceae. Gene Ontology annotation, cellular component: mitotic spindle pole body; mitotic spindle; mitotic spindle midzone. The coding region runs from base 1 to 462 and encodes 153 amino acids.
AUGUCCCAGAUGUACUCCCGCCCCGGCAUGCACCCAUCGUCAUCCUCCUCCUCCGCUUCAUCACACCAACACCAGCUCCUCCAGGCGCGGAUCGCCAGCAAGCGCGCCGAGCUCGAGAACCUGCGGCAGCUGCGCGACCUGAGCGCGCACCUGACGGCGCAGCUGGAGCAGCUGGAGACGAAGCUGGGCAGCCUGCGGGACGGCGCGCAGGCCGUGGCGCUGGUGCUGGCGAACUGGGACAAUGUGCUGCAGGUCAUCGGGAUGGCGGCCAUGAAGGUGCCCUCACCGCCUGCGCCGGACGGGCCGGAGGAGGGGAAUGGGGACGGACGAGGAGGAGAAGACAACAACGAGAUGGCGAAAGAUCUGAAUCCGGCACGAGAUCGAGGACAGCAGCAGCACCAACAACUGCCCGUGCCCUUGGUCCGCAUACCCGUGCACCCCAAGGCGGAAGAUGGCGGCUGA